Molecule: messenger RNA, 915 nt
Organism: Solanum tuberosum (potato)
Lineage: Eukaryota; Viridiplantae; Streptophyta; Magnoliopsida; Solanales; Solanaceae
Product: dolichol phosphate-mannose biosynthesis regulatory protein-like
Exons: 3
Coding region: 158-400 (80 amino acids)
Biological process (GO): dolichol phosphate mannose biosynthetic process; GPI anchor biosynthetic process
Cellular component (GO): endoplasmic reticulum membrane; dolichol-phosphate-mannose synthase complex
Molecular function (GO): enzyme regulator activity
Source: RefSeq, a predicted model, not a curated record
UUUCCAGGAAAACAUUUUCCUUCAUACCAAACACACCCUAAAUUGAAAAUCAAUCAAAGUUCAUUUUCUUUGAAAAUGGCGAUCUUCAUGCUCUGAAAGCGGAAAUCUUCAACACCAAGAACCGAACUUUUCAGGCGGCACAAGCAGAGGAGUCUCGAUGGAGUUAGCUGACAGAGCUGUUGGGCUCAUUUUAACAUUGACUAGUUUGUCCAUUUUUACAUACUAUACCUUCUGGGUUAUCAUUCUGCCUCUUGUUGAUAGCGAUCAUUUCGUGCACAAGUAUUUUCUACCACAAGAAUACGCUAUUCUCAUUCCUGUGUAUGCUGCAGUGGCGCUCAUCUUCUUAUUGUGCGUGUUUAUUGGAUACGUCAUGCUCAAGUCCAAGAAGAAAAAGGCAUGAUGUGGCUGCGGCAAGUCCACUGUUUGCUCUAUCGAGUUCAUGAUAAUUGAUCAUCUUUUUGUAACAUCUUUUUAGUGCUUCUCAUUUUGAAUAGCCCAUGUCGGAGACCACAUAGUUUUUUCUGGAGUUCACUACAAUUUGGAACCUCUUGAUAUGAUUAUGUAGUUGUCACUACUCACUACACACAGGUAUUAAACAAAACAUGGUUGAUUUAUUCUCUUGUUAUUAGCUGGAGGAGUGUAAAAAACUUUGAUCAAUGACAGUUAUACGAAACAAGUCUUUUGGUUUCAACCACCACCAUUGUAUCAUCAAUUACUACUUUGAACGCCACAAGCGAAAAUAUACAACAAAAUAAGGUGGGUCUAGGGAAGGUAGGAUGUAUGCGCCACCACCUGCUUCUCUGUCAAGAAUGUGGUGAAAGUUCUUUGCCUUUGUUGUAGCUUUGCUUUUCACUUAAGAAUGUGGGUGAAAGUCCUUUCCCUUUGUUGUGGCCAAAGAUUUGGCCUAUGUUGCUC